AUGCUCGGUUCGAAGAUCCCCGUAUUUGGCGAGAUUGACUCCAUGGGCAAAACGUACAAAGAGGAAACUCCUCACGCGACCCCUCGCAGCAAAAUAUCGCAGUACAAAUAUCCGGCACUGAGCCCAAUAUUUUGGCGUACACUUUCUUCAAUUGGCAACAUACACCGAUCAAUGUGGUCCCUAGUGCAAUACCGACGGAUCGGAAGGCAGGUCGAGCGCGAAUGGCAAGAGAAGGGGCAAAAACAAGGUGACACCGAUAACAAGAGUGCUUUACGCGAUGUCGAGGUUGGAUCUGGACAAGGAUUACUAAGGGGAUUCAACGAUGUCCGUGAAAAGGGCUCGUCUAGGGACCGGACGAAGUCAGAGGGUAGCAGCUCCUCCGGCAAUGGCAAGAUCAUUGUUGACAUCACGGGAGACGAUGACCCUAUCGAUCCGCACAACUGGCCGCUCCUCGCACGGUGCAAGAACAUCGCCGUCCUCUGUCUCCUUAUUUUCUCCCAGGGAUGGGCGAGCGCCGCAGAUUCCAUGGCCAACUCACGGAUGAGUCAAGAUUACGGGGUGAGCAGGGUGGCAGCGAAUCUUUCUCAAGCCUUGUACCUGCUGGGGAUCGGAUCCGGAUGCCUCUUCUGUGGCCCUCUUUCCGAGACUAUAGGAAGAAACCCGACGUACCUUGGAGCAACCAUUGGUUACCUAUGCUUUGUGCUUGGGACAGCGUUGACGUCCAACUUGGGCGGACGGAUUGUGUGCCGAUACUUUGUGGGCGUCUUUGCCAGUGCCACCCUAGGCAUCAAUGGCGCCAGUGUGAGCGAUCAGUUUCGACCGGUCAAGCGAGCCUUUGCUUUCCCAGUCAUUGCAUGGGCAAACGUCGCUGCUCCUAUGCUCGCACCCGUCGCGGGUGGAUGGCUGGUCCAAAAUCGUAACCUCAGUUGGCAUUGGACUGACUGGGUCACACUCAUCAUAUCCGGCUUCGCCUUCAUUGUUGCUUCCCUCUUCCUUCCCGAAACGUACCUACCGGUUCUGCUGGACUGGAAAGCCAGACAUCUUCGCCGUGUGUCCGGAUCUCCCAGGUACGUAUCUGGGCAUGCUGAAAAGGCACAGUUCCUCCAGCGUUUGCGCCAGACCCUCCCAAUGCCGGUUGUGUUCUUCACAAGCGAGCCCGUCGUUGCAGUCCUGGGUGGUUACUUGAUACUCGUCUAUAUCCUCAUGUUUACAUUCUUGUCUGGAUUCGACUACAUCUUCAAAAAGACGUACGGGCUGUCAGAUGGGCUGACGGGCUCGUGCUUCGCAUCCAUCGCGGCGGGGUCCACGUUCUUUACACUAUUUGCACCAGCCCUCUUUCACUUCACACGAGUCCACACGAACUAUGUGAGGCAAGCCUGGAUCAAGCCUGAGUACAGACUGUGGCCGGCCAUCGCCACGGCACCACUGAUGCCCAUCUCCUUGUUCUGGCUCGGGUGGACCAACUAUCCUAGUAUUUCACUGUGGUCUGGUUUGGCAGCUUGCUUUUGCUUCGGCAUCGUGGCGACCGCCGUGUAUGUGAGUAGCUACGAGUACAUCGUCGACAGCUACACCGAACACAGUGCUGUCGCGCUUGCAAGCAUCACGAUGGCGCGGUAUCUCAUUGCUGGGACGAUGGUCAUGGCGGCGAGACCCAUGUACACGGGGAUCGGAGUGCACUGGACGAUGACUCUGCUGGGGUGUAUUGGUUUGCUCCUGGCCCCUGCUCCGUUGUUUUUUAGGUGGUAUGGGGCCAAGUUGAGGGCGAAGAGCGCUUACGCAGAGUCAUAA
Messenger RNA from Fonsecaea erecta, 1788 nucleotides. RefSeq lists its product as hypothetical. Bases 1 to 1788 code for a protein of 595 amino acids. The transcript has 3 exons. Gene Ontology annotation, molecular function: transmembrane transporter activity. Gene Ontology annotation, biological process: transmembrane transport. The record is from RefSeq and is a predicted model, not a curated record. NCBI's taxonomy places the organism in Eukaryota, Fungi, Ascomycota, Eurotiomycetes, Chaetothyriales, Herpotrichiellaceae.